Messenger RNA from Coniosporium apollinis CBS 100218, 1572 nucleotides. RefSeq lists its product as uncharacterized. The record is from RefSeq and is a predicted model, not a curated record. Lineage: Eukaryota; Fungi; Ascomycota; Dothideomycetes. Gene Ontology annotation, molecular function: transmembrane transporter activity. The transcript is spliced from 5 exons. Gene Ontology annotation, biological process: transmembrane transport. The coding region runs from base 1 to 1572 and encodes 523 amino acids.
AUGGCCGAGGAUAAGAACAUUCAUGACAAGACCGAUGUCGAGCGGGCAUCCUUCGACACGGACUCGCUGGGAAAGGGAGAUCUGCUGUCGUUGGAGCAUACAGACCCUGUGCUAAAUGCCAAGAUGCACAUGGUCAACAAUGCCAUCGACGAGAUUGGCUUUACGCGAUAUCACUGGAAGCUAUUUGUGCUGAAUGGCUUUGGAUACGCAGUAGACUCUUUGAUCCUUCUCCUCCAAGGAAUUACCGCCGGCCAAGCAGUGCUCGAGUUCAGGCCCUCUUUCAUCCGCGGCCUGACCAUUGCCGUAUAUGUUGGUAUGUUGGUCGGCGCACUUUUCUGGGGCCUAUCAGCAGACAUCAUUGGCCGCAAAUGGGCAUUCAAUUGCUCGCUGAUGAUAUGCUCCAUCUUUGCCAUCGUCGCCGGCGCUUCACCCAACUGGAUCGUACUCGGUCUUUUCGUCUGCCUCAGUGCUUUUGGAGCAGGCGGGAACCUGGUGCUGGAUACUGCGGUCUUCUUGGAAUACCUACCUAGCAAAAAGCAAUGGCUCCUGACACUGAUGGCUGGGUGGUGGGGGCUCGGUCAACUCGUUGCAGGCCUUGUUGCAUGGGCUUUCCUACCCAAGUACAGCUGCCAGGAUCCCAGCCUUUUCCCAAAUGCCGAACCCUGCACGUACGGAAACAACAAGGGUUGGCGCUAUGUCUGGUACACGUGCGGCGCACUCGUCUUUGUCAUGUCUAUACUCCGUCUCACAAUCAUUCGCCUCAAGGAGACGCCGAAAUUCCUCGUCGGUGAAGGAAAGGAUGCCCAAGUCGCCGAGGUGCUGCAGGGUAUCGCCAAGAAGUACAACCGACCUUGCUCACUAACCUUUGAGGCGCUCCAGGCAUGUGGUCAGACGAACAUGGGUUCUCCAAGACGCGGCUCAGUCUCACACGCAAAGACUCGUUUCUCAUUCGGCGAAGUCUAUGUCCAUCUCCAGGGCCUCUUUGCGACCAGGCGCAUCGCCAUCUCUACCAGCCUGAUCUGGUUUUCCUGGCUCUGCAUUGGUCUGGCCUAUCCUCUAUACAAUGUUUUCCUACCAUCCUACCUUGCGUCGCGCGGAGCUUCAUUUGGCGAGCUCAGCCCGUCCGUUACAUGGAGAAACUACAGCAUUGCCAACCUCUGCAGCAUCUUCGGGCCAGUUCUCGCCGGCUACAUGUGCGCCACCCGGCUGGGUAGGAAAUACACGAUGGUGAUUGGCGCGCUGGUCACCAUGGUUUUCUUCUUCGCCUACACACAGGUCCGCAACAACGCGCAAAACCUCGGCUUCAACUGCGCAAUCAGUUUCUGCCUCAACAUCUACUACGGCACGCUCUACGCCUACACGCCCGAGGUGCUGCCCUCGGCCCACCGCGGCACCGGCAACGGCAUCUCCAUCGGGCUGAAUCGCAUCAUGGGGAUCCUGAGCGCCGUCAUUGCUACGGUUGCGGACACGAAUACGCCCGUACCGAUUUACAUCUGCGCGGCGCUGUAUAUCGUUAUGGCGGCGGUGGCGGCGGCGUUUCCUUUUGAGCCGUUUGGGAAACGAAGCUCGUGA